This is a messenger RNA of Uloborus diversus, 3787 nucleotides long. RefSeq names its product rootletin-like. The coding region runs from base 203 to 3787 and encodes 1194 amino acids. The transcript has 20 exons. NCBI's taxonomy places the organism in Eukaryota, Metazoa, Arthropoda, Arachnida, Araneae, Uloboridae. The record is from RefSeq and is a predicted model, not a curated record.
UAGCAAUAACGAUCUUUCCAAUCAAAUUACUAAGCUGACAACCCAAAGGAAAAAUUUUGAAGCUGAAAUUGAGCAACUGAGAGAAGAGUUGAAACAACACUUAGAAUUAAUUGAUCAAGUAAGUGAAGAAAACAAUGAUUUAACUCGCUCAAAAUCUGAACUUUCCCACAAGCUUGAUACCAUUCAAACUGAAACAGUGCAGAUGAAUGAAAUUAUAUCUGCUUUAAGAGAAGAGAAGGCAUCCCUGGAGAAAGCAUUAUAUUCGUGUCAAAAGUCUACUGUUGAUGUUCAUGAUGAAAAGUCAGAUCUAGUAAGGGAAUUGGAUUUCCAGAAAUCUUCAGUUGCAAGUUUACAAGCUCAAAUCAAAGAAUUGCAGGACCUUCACCAAGCUUACAUUGAUGAUGUAGCCAAAGAGAAGGAGGCUUUGACAAUGAAAAUGAAUAAAAUUGAGCAAGAAUUUCAAAUCAUCCUACAUAAUGAAAGACAUCAGCACAAUGUUGACAUUGAUAUUCUGACUCAGGAAAAGGAAGCUUUGCGUGGCAGAUUAGUUUCAGUUGUCGAUGAAUGCUUUGACAGCCAACAAAAGAGACUUGAGGAAGUGCAAAGUAGCCAUCAAGAAGAAAUUGCAGCUCUGAAAAAGAAGUUUAGUGUGCUUGAAAGUGAGCAUGAAGAGAAAUUACAGUUAUUGGAAGAGGAAAAGAAAAGGAUUGAUAUGGAUAACAAACUUCAAAUGGAGGCUUUAGAACGCACAAUCAUUGAUCUUAAAAAGGAAUUAAGUGAAAAAGAGGUCAUAGUAAGUGCUUUAGAAGAAAGAGUUACUGUUGCAGACAGAGAGAAACAAAAAGUUUUGCAGGAGAAGUUACAAGUUCAACAAAAUUUGAAAGAUGAAAUCAAUAACAUGCUAUUGGAACAUUCAAAAGCUAUUAAAGAUCUAGAAAAUCAAGUUCAAGAUCUAAAGCAGCAAAAGGAAGCUGCAGUUCAGGAUUUGCAAAACCUGGAAAUUAAAUUUAAAAAUUCUGAACAUGAAAAAGAUAAAAUUGCUGCAGAAUUAGAUGAACUUAGCUCUUUGUCAAAAAAUGAAAAAAAUUCAAGAGUUCAACUGGAAGACAAAAUUGCACUGCUUCAAAAUCAGUUACUUGAUGAAAAAAGUUUGAAUGAAGUUGUCAAUAGAUCCCUGGAAGACUGCAAGAGCCGUUUGAAAGUUGCUCAAGCAGAAAAUAUGAAGUUUAAGAAUCAAAUAGAAGAAACCAAACAAGAAAUGAAUGAUUUUGUUAGUAUUAACAAUAAAUUACUGUCUCAAAAUGCUGAAUAUAAGGCUACCUUAAAGGAUGUAGUACACUCCCGUCAAGAAACGAAAAGAGAACUUCAAAACCUGCAAAGGAAGAUGCAGAUUUUAGAACAGGAUUUGAAUUCAAAAGAUUACGAAAUUACAGAGUUGAGUAUUUUGCAGGGGAGGCAAGAGGAAAAAGAGGAAGAGCUGAAAAGAGAAAUUGUUUCUCUGAAACAAAAGGUUUUGGAGUCAAAUUCAUCCAAUGUUGCAGCCAUGAAAGAAAUGGCUCAGUCCAAGCAAAAACUCUCAGGAUUAGAACACAAAUUGAAAGUGCAAGAAGAGCAACAUCAUUCAGUUCUUGAAGAGUGUUUGUCUAAUGAACAAAGCUUAUCAGAACACCGACUAAACUUAGAAAAGAGUGUAGCUGAUGCUACAAAAGAAAUACAGAGUUUACGUUCUAGAUUAAGCUUUGAGGAAGGAAAAGCUGCAGCUUUAGAAUCUAGAGUUAUCAAAUUAGAUGGUUCUAAGAGAGAAGUUGAGAACAAGAUGUAUUCAUUGUGCCUCUUCCUCCGAACUUGCCUUGGUAUUGGUUCUGAUAGUGGAUUUUCAAGUAGUGCAUCAAAUUUGCUCCUAAGCCCUUGGCCAUUACAGAAGGACGCACACAAUGGGUCUAGAUCAUCGGUAAAAGACAGUCCUCAUCGGUUGAAUUUCUCUGCCUCUGGUACAGCUGCUCAGCUCACAAUAUCGGAUUCUGAUAUAGAGUUAUUAAAGUCAACAUUAAUGGAUUUGAUUGAGAAGUUUCAUGCUGUAGAAAAGGAAAAGGAUGAUUUGAAAGAUGCUCUUUCUGGACUCCAGAAACAAGAUGAAGAAUUGAGGAAUGAACACAGUCGAUGUAUUGCGAAAGUUUACCAGCUGAAGAGAGAUUUAGAAGACAAAAAAAAUGUUGAAAAGGAUUUAGCUACUAAAAUAGCCAGUAUUCACCACCAUGAGGAAGUCAUUCGCACCCUUGAAAGAGAGAAAAGAAGACUUACAGAAAAAAUUGGAAAUGCAGAAUUUAGUUUGUCUGCUCUGGAGAAAGAAAAAGAAAAUUUGCUGGACAAAACAAAUGAGAUGAAAAAAUUUGAAGAUGAUUUAAAGACUGUCAGCUUAGCUAAAGAAACUGCUGAAUCAAAAGCUUUGAAAUAUUUUAAGAUGUAUCAAAAUUUAGAGAAAGAUAUUGCUGUGCUGCAUGAAACGUUGAAUAAUAAAACUUUAGAAAUAAAGCUUUUAGAACAGAAUAUUGAGGCAGGAAAGAAAAAACUUCAAGCUUGUGAAGAGAGAAAUAAAAAUCUAUGUUCAACAAUAGAACAGCUGAAUUUGGCCAUUGAAAAUCAUAUAGAUACUGAGAAAAUGCUAAAAGAUAAGGUACACAGCCUAAGUCAUUCUUUGUCUAGAAAUUCAGCGUCACAACAAAAUUUAAGUGAAGAGUAUGAAAGUGCAAGAAAGGAACGAAUGAAGUACCAGAAAGAAAUCUUUACUCUGCAGUCAAUGUUAGAACAGUUAAAAUCUACAUCUGAGGAAUUCAAACUUAAAAACAGAAUCCUCAAUGACGAGCUAGAAAAUAUGCGAAAAAAUCUGAGAAUGAGUGAAUCAGCAAAAGAAGAAUUUUCAGACCAAAUCAAACGUUUACAAAAUGAUCUCGUGAAAGCCAAAGAUUCAGAAAAGGAAGCUCUAGAUCAGGUCAAUAAACUCAGAGAACAAAAGAAAAAUCUUGAAAUAAGAAUGACAGAAUUGAAUUCAUCUUUAAGAGAGGCUAGAGCAAUGUAUGAAGUUAAAGAAGAGAUGUGUGAAAAAUUAGAAAUGGAAGUGGAUAUGAUGCGCAGUGAUCUAAAUAAAAUUGAGAAAGAAAAACAAAUGACGAGUGAGUUGACUGCUAAGUCGCUAGUUGAGAAAAGUUCUUUGGGAAGGACUCUAACUAAAUUAGAAAUAGAAAAUCAGGCUUUGCAGAUAAAAGUGCAAAAUUUGCAGGCUCAGUUGGCUGAAUUAGAAGAAAGACAUGCUCAAAGAGUUAAAGACUUUUUAGAUAGCCAAAAACUUGAAUCAAAGUUGGAGGAUGAGAGAAUAAAGAGGGCCUUAAAACAAACACGACAACUGAUGGAGGCCAAAGAGAAAACUUACCACCAAAAAGUUUUAGGAUUAGAAGAGCAGAUUAAAGUUCUGAAAGAGCACUUGGAGAAAGAAAAACAAAAAUGGCAGCGAUAUCAUGAACGCUCAUUACACACGAAUUCAAACAUCAACUACUUACAUUCCGUCCUCAGUAAAUCCUUACAAAAUGUAUCCGAGGAUCCACAAAAGUUACUGCCAGAAGCAGAGAGACUGGAUCUUACUACUGAGAUUCAAUUGAAUGCUUCUGGGGCUUCAAUAUCCACUCCAUCCAAGUUCAGUCGCACACCGUCAUUCAUUCAUCACAAGGCAUCAACCCCCAGAAUAGGGACCCCCCUCUCCAGCAGACGAAAGCUUGAUUUCUCCAAAACAUAG